This is a messenger RNA of Chara braunii, 989 nucleotides long. NCBI's taxonomy places the organism in Eukaryota, Viridiplantae, Streptophyta, Charophyceae, Charales, Characeae. The record is from the annotation of a GenBank genome assembly.
UGACGUUCACGGACUUCCAGUGGAUGCCCGUUCCCUCGACCGGACGAUUGUCGAAACCGCAUUGCAACGUGCUUAUGGCACAAUUGCGGGACUACUUGCACACUGCAGUACCAGCUCCGUUGAUGGACGUCGGAGCAGACGUUGUCGACCUUCACGCUUUCAUCGCGAAGAUCGACCGCGAGUUCAAGACGCAACGGUACAACGACAUAGACGCACCAUUGCUAUACAUACACAUUCAGAUCGGAAAGGCGACCUGCAGUGCCUUGAUCGAUUGCGGAGCAUCUCGCAACUACAUCAGCCAGGACUUCAUGGUACGCGCCGGCCUUGGCCCACGUGUCCGGAGGAAGUCCCAGCCUACGCAAGUCACUCUGGCAGACGGUCAUACGCACAAGUCCAUCGACCGAUGCAUUGACGCCGUCUCAGUGUACUUUGCCCCCCACGCAAGUGUACUUGGACCUUGGUCUGUGACAGCAGCCGCGGGCGAUGAGCCCGAUGGCCCUUCAUUUGUGAUCAACAUUCCAGAGCAUCUGACGGUCCAUCCGGUCUUCCAUGCCUCGAAGCUGGCAACUUACACGCCAGCCAAGAGCGACGACUUUCCGGACCGACGAUCGCAGGACCCUCCUUCUAUGGAUGGCCAUCAGGAAGUUGACCGCGUCAUCUCCGAUCGCAAGUACGGCAGCAAGCCGCGGCAGUAUAAAGUCACAUUCAACGCAUGCGAUCGCGACGACACUCGGUGGAUAUCAGGCGCAGAUUUGAAAGCAUCCGCACCGCUGAUCUACGCGCAUUAUGAAAAGCGCAGGUUAGCUCAGGAAGCUUCACGACCAGCCCCUCCCACCCGGACUGUGGUCCCUCCUUCAGACAGACAGCUUCGCCCUCGCAGGCAAGCUCGGUUCUUCAAGGAGGGGGGGGUGUGGCAUACUACGUACCUACACGGGCCCUACAGGGCCCGUCCCGGACAUUCAGCCUAAAAGCCUAAAACUUAGGGCUUA